AUGGCUCCCGCGCGUCAACAACAAACGCCCCAGUUCAACAAGGAUGAAAAGGUCCUUUGUUUCCACAUGGACAUGCUGUACGAGGCCAAGAUUAUGGACGUACAGCCCGGAGAGAAGCCAGGCGACGGCUUCCGGUACAAAGUUCACUACAAGGGAUGGAAAAACACUUGGGACGACUGGGUUCUUGCAGACAGAAUCAGGCCAUUUGACGAUGAACACAAGGAGCUAGCCGCCCAACUCCACGCCCAGCUCAAGAGCAGCAUGCAGAAAACCUCCAAACAACCCAAGAAGAAUGUUAAGGGUGGCGACUCUGCUAGAGGCAGUGAGGAACGAGGCUCGGGUGCUCCUCCAGGGGGCAGAGGAGGCAGGAGAGGCAAGGACUGGGAAUUGGAGCACGUGAGUACUCUUUUUAACCUUUUGCAGAAUAUGUUACUUUUUCUCUGGUGA
This is a messenger RNA of Pochonia chlamydosporia 170, 447 nucleotides long. RefSeq names its product histone acetylase complex subunit MRG15-2. Lineage: Eukaryota; Fungi; Ascomycota; Sordariomycetes; Hypocreales; Clavicipitaceae. The record is from RefSeq and is a predicted model, not a curated record. Gene Ontology annotation, cellular component: NuA4 histone acetyltransferase complex; nucleus; Rpd3S complex. Gene Ontology annotation, biological process: regulation of DNA-templated transcription; chromatin organization. Bases 1 to 447 code for a protein of 148 amino acids. The transcript has a single exon.